This is a messenger RNA of Hemicordylus capensis (graceful crag lizard), 8553 nucleotides long. It is a transcript of the gene UBR3, whose product is annotated as ubiquitin protein ligase E3 component n-recognin 3. Gene Ontology annotation, molecular function: ubiquitin protein ligase activity; zinc ion binding. The transcript is spliced from 40 exons. Bases 300 to 5930 code for a protein of 1876 amino acids. Gene Ontology annotation, cellular component: cytoplasm; ubiquitin ligase complex. The record is from RefSeq and is a predicted model, not a curated record. NCBI's taxonomy places the organism in Eukaryota, Metazoa, Chordata, Lepidosauria, Squamata, Cordylidae. Gene Ontology annotation, biological process: protein ubiquitination; ubiquitin-dependent protein catabolic process via the N-end rule pathway.
CGAGGGCGGGUUGAUGUCAGGGCGGAGAGAAGCAGGCAGGAGCCGCCAGGCGCAGGCAGUGUGGCGGCGGCGGCGGCGGCGGCGGCAGUAGGAGGUGGAGAGGACCGAGAGCAGUAGGCGGCCUGAGGGAGGCGGGCAGGGAGGGUGCCGGCCUUCCCGGCUAUCGCGAGAGGCGCCGCCAGCAGGGGAAGGGAGGGGAAAGAGUGAGGGAGAGGCAGGCAGGCGAGGAAGGGAGCCAGCCAGCGGCUGCCGGCGGCUCUCCUGCUACCAGCAGCUGAGGGGACUCGCAGGCUGCCGUCAUGGCGGGGGCCGGCGGCGGAGCGAGCGGCCCGGAGAAGCGGGCCACGGCGGCGCGCCUGAAAGCGGCCCUCAGUGCCAGCGCCGCCGCCGAGGAGAGCGAGGCUGCGGGGGAGCUGCAGGCGCUGCUGGAGCGGGUGCUGAGCCCGGCGGCGGGCAGCGGCGGCGGCGAGGCGGUGUCGGAGGCGCUGGCGUGGUGCCGCUGCCUGCUUGCGGGCGGCGAGCCCUGGGACAGCUUCGUGCAGGCGGUGAGGGCCUACGACCCGGCCACGCUCUGCGGCCUGGUGUGGACGGCCAACUUCGUGGCCUAUCGCUGCCGGACUUGCGGCAUCUCGCCCUGCAUGAGCCUCUGCGCCGAGUGCUUCCACCAGGGCGAGCACGCCGGGCACGACUACAACAUGUUCCGCAGCCAGGCGGGGGGCGCCUGCGACUGCGGCGACGGCAACGUCAUGCGGGAGGCCGGGUUUUGCAAAAGGCACCAGAUCAAAUCAAGCUCGGAAGUUCCAUCUGUUCCAAAAGACCUGCUAAUAAUGUCAGAACUAGUUCUUCCGCAAUUCAUCUUUUGUCUUAUUCAGUACUUAAGGGAAGGCUAUAAUGAACCAGUUCUUGAUCUACCAUCAGAAAAAGACCUUCACAAAGUUCUUCAGGUAUUGGAACCCCACAUUUCCUUUCUAGAAGAUCUGACAAAAAUGGGAGGAGCGAUGCGUGCAGUCCUUACUCAGGUGUUGACAAAUCAGCAGUUCUAUAAAGAUCUUAGCUCUGGUGGUGGUGGAGAAAAUGCAUGUGCAAAGAAAAGCCAUGAAAAGUAUCUUAUAGCACUGAAAGGUUCUGGACUGACACUUCCUGAAGAUAAGAUGGCAUGUGGAGGGCAGGAACAAGCAGCUGGAUCUAGCACUUUGGUAGCUCAAGGUUUUGCAGGUGCUACACCAACUUCAGGGCAAGGUGACUCUUCAGAUGAGGAGGACCAGGAUGGUAGCCAAGGUGUGGGGAAGCGCAAGAGGGUGAAACUAAGCAGCACCACCAAAGAUCAAUCCAUCAUGGAUGUUUUGAAACACAAAUGUUUUCUAGAAGAAUUAUUAUUUUGGACGAUAAAAUAUGAAUUUCCCCAGAAGAUGGUAACUUUCUUGCUCAACAUGCUUCCAGAUCAAGAUUAUAAGAUUGCUUUUACUAAAACGUUUGUGCAGCAUUAUGCCUUUAUUAUGAAAACACUGAAGAAAAGCCAUGAAUCAGAUACCAUGUCGAACAGAAUUGUACAUAUUAGUGUCCAGCUAUUCAGCAAUGAGGAGCUAGCACGCCAAGUAACAGAAGAAUGUCAGCUACUGGAUAUUAUGGUUACUGUCCUGCUUUAUAUGAUGGAGAGUUGCCUUAUUAAAAGUGAGCUACAAGAUGAGGAAAAUAGUUUACAUGUAGUAGUGAACUGUGGGGAAGCACUACUAAAGAACAAUACUUAUUGGCCUCUUGUCAGUGAUUUCAUUAAUAUUCUUUCACACCAAAGCGUGGCUAAGAAAUUCUUGGAGGAUCAUAGGCUAUUAGUAACAUGGAUGAACUUUGUAUCAUUUUUUCAAGGUAUGAAUUUAAACAAGAGAGAACUUAAUGAGCAUGUUGAGUUCGAAUCCCAAACUUAUUAUGCUGCUUUUGCUGCUGAGCUCGAGGCCUGUGCACAGCCAAUGUGGGGGCUACUAUCUCACUGUAAAGUCAGGGAAACACAAGAGUACACACGGAAUGUUGUUAGAUACUGCCUUGAAGCGCUUCAAGAUUGGUUUGAUGCAAUCAACUUUGUGGAUGAGCCUACUCCUAAUCAGGUCACUUUUCAUCUGCCAUUGCAUCGUUACUAUGCUAUGUUUUUAAGUAAGGCUGUUAAAUGCCAGGAACUAGAUCUGGAUUCCCUUCUUCCAGACCAGGAGAUGUUGAUGAAGUUAAUGGUUCACCCACUUCAAAUUCAGGCAAGCCUCUCUGAAAUCCACAGUAAUAUGUGGGUAAGGAAUGGCCUCCAGAUUAAAGGGCAAGCCAUGACUUAUGUGCAGUCUCACUUUUGUAAUUCCAUGAUUGAUCCUGACAUUUAUCUGUUACAGGUCUGCGCUUCUAGACUUGACCCAGAUUAUUUUAUUUCCUCUGUUUUUGAAAGGUUCAAGGUGGUAGACCUCUUAACCAUGGCUUCACAACAUCAGAAUACAGUGCUCGAUUCGGAGCAUGAGAGAUCAAUGUUAGAAGGCGCCUUAACAUUUCUUGUUAUUCUCUUAAGUCUCCGUUUACACUUAGGAAUGACUGAUGAUGAGAUUCUGAGAGCAGAGAUGGUAGCUCAGCUGUGCAUGAAUGACAGGACUCACAGUUCGCUGCUGGACCUCAUUCCAGAAAAUCCUAAUCCUAAAAGUGGUAUUAUACCUGGAAGUUUGAGCUUUGAAUCAAUGUUAUCAGCUGUGGCUGAUUUUAAAGCUCCUGUGUUUGAGCCUGGGGGCUCCAUGCAACAAGGAAUGUAUACACCCAAAGCUGAAGUCUGGGAUAAAGAGUUUGACCCAGUCAUGGUCAUUCUUCGAACUGUUUAUCGUAGAGAUGUGCAAUCUGCAAUGGACAGAUACACAGCAUUUUUAAAGCAGAGUGGAAAAUUUCAUGGAAAUCCUUGGCCUCCCUACAAGAAACGGACACAUUUGCACUCAAGCUAUAAAGGACUCAUGAGGCUCUUGCAUUGUAAAACAUUACACAUUGUAUUGUUCACUCUACUCUACAAGAUAUUAAUGGACCAUCAAAACCUGUCAGAACAUGUCCUUUGCAUGGUCUUAUAUUUGAUUGAAUUGGGGCUAGAGAACUCAUCUGAGCAAGAAUCUGAUGAAGAAGAUUCUAUGGGAGGACAAGAAUGCUGCCAUGAUAGCUGGUUUCCAGGGAAUAACUUGGUGUCAAACAUGCGUCACUUUAUUAACUAUGUACGUGUAAGAGUACCAGAGACAGCUCCAGAAGUGAAAAGAGAGCCACCAGCAAGUACAAGCUCUGAUGGUCUAGGUGGUUCUCAGAAUCCAAGGCGGUCUAAAGGACUUCAGAGAGAGAAUUCAGGGACAGCGCAAGUGUUCAGUCUGGUGGCAGAACGUAGGAAGAAAUUUCAGGAAAUCAUCAAUCGCAAUACUACUGAAGCCAGUCAGGCAGUUCGACCGAAGACUUCAAUGAAAUGGUCCGCUCCAGGUGCAACUCCCCAGCUAACCACGGCUAUCCUGGAGAUCAAGGAAAGCAUAUUGUCUUUGCUAGUUAAGCUUCAUCAUAAACUGUCGGGAAAGCAAAACUCUUACUACCCUCCCUGGUUGGAUGACAUGGAUGCUUCAAUCCAACAAGAAAACCCUACAUAUUUUCAUGGGGAUGGAAUGACAGCUGUAGAGAGGAUUUUAUUGAAAGCUGCACUUCAAAGCAGAUUAAACAAACGUAUCAUUGAGGAAAUAUGUAGAAAAGUGACUCCACCUGUACCACCAAAAAAGAUCAGUCCUGCAGAGAGGAAAACUUUGGACAAGGAAGAGAGGCGACAGAAGGCCAGGGAAAGGCAACAAAAGUUGUUAGCUGAAUUUGCAUCAAGACAGAAAAGCUUUAUGGAAACUGCCAUGGAUGUUGAAUCGCCAGAUGGAGAGAUUGCUAUGGAGAUAGCAACAUCUGAACAGCAUGUUUCUGAAGCAGUGUAUGACUGUGUUAUUUGUGGACAGAGUGGCCCUUCUACUGAAGAUCGACCAGCAGGAUUAGUUGUACUCUUACAGGCCUCUUCAGUUUUGGGACAGUGCCGCAAUAGUACUGAGCCUAAGAAGCUACCGACCUCUGAAAAGGAGCAGAUAUACCCUUGGGAUACGUGUGCAGCAGUAUAUGAAGCACGACUAGCAACUUUACAGCAGUUCUUUAAAGAUAGCUCCUGUCUGCAAUCAGUGUCAAUUGGCUGGGAAGGAGGUGUGUAUGUACAAACUUGUGGGCAUACACUACACAUAGAUUGUCAUAAAUCCUACAUGGAAUCAUUACGGAAUGACCAGGUUCUCCAGGGUUUCUCAGUGGACAAAGGAGAAUUUACUUGUCCUCUGUGUAGGCAAUUUGCUAACAGCGUCCUUCCAUGUUAUCCUGGCAACAAUAUGGAGAGAACCCUUUGGCAGUGUCACAGUAACAAGAAUAUGCAAGAUCUCAUAAAGGAGGUGGAAGAGCUUCAAGAGCAGCUGGGAACUUUCCCAGUAAGCAUCAGUUCAGAAACCAAUUUAAGUAAAGAAAUGGAGUCUGUGAUGAAAGAUAUCAAAAGUACUACCCAGAAGAAAUAUACUGACUAUAGCAAGUCUCCUGGUUCACCAGACAACGAUUUCCUCUUCAUGUAUUCUGUAGCCAGGACAAACUUGGAACUUGAACUGGUUCAUCGGGGAGGCAAUCUUUGUCUAGGAGGUGCAAGCACAGCUGGAAAGAGGUCAUGUUUACAUCAGCUAUUUCAUGUGUUGGCUAUGCACAUGCGACUCUACAGCAUUGAUUCUGCUUACAACCCAUGGAAGAAGCUAACACAGUUGAUGCAUGACAAGAAUUUGCAGAUGUGUAGCGAAGAACAGCCAGAGGUUCCUGUGCUUUACAGAGAUGUUUCAUCCCUUUUGCUCAUCCAAAUUUUGACCAUGCCACAGCCACUGCACAAAGAACACUUUACCUGUAUCAUAAAGGUACUCUUCACGUUGUUGUAUAUACAAGCUCUCGUCGCACUUUCUGUUAAAUGCAGCACUGAAGACAGAAUGACUUGGAUGAACUCAGGAGCUCUGAAAAAGAAUAUCUCCAAUGCUAAAAAGUCUUGGGAGGCAUUAUUGAAUCACGUGAUUAGUGAACUCUCCAAAGGGAAGAUCUAUGAGCAAGAAGAAACUGAAGAUCUAGCCAUGGACAGCACUAAUCCUUGGUGCCCAUCCUCCAUAGAGACUUAUUUGCAGCAAUUCUGCCUGCCUUUUCUCAGGAUCACCAGCCUUCUUCAGCACCAUCUCUUUGGAGGGGAGUUACCCAGCUGUCAGGAAGAUGAAGAAUUUACAGUUCUUGCCAACUGCCUGGGUUUGUUACCAUCAUCUUUUCAGUCAUCACAUCAGUUCUCCAGUGCCUCUUGUCUUGAUUGGCCAGUGCCAGCCUUUGACAUAGUAUCCCAAUGGUGUUCAGAAUUGGUUUCAUUUGCAGACAAGCAUCCAACACAAAUAAAGAUUUUACUUAUCCGGGAACCUAAAUGGGACUUACCACGUCUUCUGCAGUUGCCUGAAAACUAUAAUACUAUUUUUCAGUACUACCACAGAAAGAGUUGUUCAGUCUGUUCCAAGGUUCCUAAAGAUCCUGCCGUUUGUCUAGUUUGUGGCACGUUUGUGUGCUUGAAAGGGCUUUGCUGCAAACAGCAGAGCUACUGCGAGUGUGUAUUGCACUCACAAAACUGUGGUGCUGGGACAGGAAUAUUCCUUUUGAUCAAUGCAUCUGUAAUCAUCAUCAUUCGUGGUCAUCGUUUCUGCCUUUGGGGUUCCGUUUACCUGGAUGCGCAUGGUGAGGAAGACAGAGAUCUCAGGCGUGGCAAGCCUCUUUAUAUAUGUAAGGAAAGAUACAAAGUGCUUGAACAGCAGUGGAUAUCACAUACCUUUGAUCACAUCAAUAAAAGAUGGGGGCCACAUUAUAAUGGUCUGUAGAUCACUAACCAACACUGCGCCAUCACAUCGCCUUUAUUAUGAAUGCAAAUUGACUGGCUUUCGCUUGUAAGUGAAUGGAAAUUCAGCGACCUCACUGAGAAAAGUGUGGAGCCAUACUAUUGUUUGAAGCCCUGUGUUAGGUAUUGGGCAUAAGAGACUUAAACAUUUUAAAAUAUUAAACAAUUAGGACUAAUUUCGAGUGUAGAAUCUAAAUUCAUUUGGUAGUAGUUGCUUUCUAAUCCACUAAUAAAGCACAAUUUGUACUUUAAAGAUGCCAGUAAAUGGCUCUUGAGCAUUUUUAUUUUUACCUGGUCGGCGUUGUUGAUUCUGAAACACUGUAUAUGUGUAGUGCACCUGCUAAACAUACUGCUUUUCCCCCAGUACCUUCCUUUGUGUUGCUUUAAGAUUUUGCUUGAUAUGUAUUUGUAAGUAUACAAGAGUUGUAACACUUUUGAUUUGUGAGAUUGUAUAGAAAUGGUCUAAAGGAUUUUUAGAGAAUAUUUCACGUAUUGCCAGAGAGCUGAAAUAGUUUCAGGCAUUGCUGAAAACCUUAUUCAUUCUCAGGAAUUUCAUAGAUAUACUCCAGAGAUUAGUGAAAUAGCUAUAAAAUAGGUAAUUUGCUGCUCUUAAUGUAAUACAGUACAUAUACAGUAUUCUGUCUUUUGCCAUUUCAGUUAGCUUUAUUUACUAGUAAAUACUAACACAUUGAUUUUAUUGUGUGUGUGUGUGUGUCUGUGUGUCUGUGUGUACACACACACACACACACACAUACCAUUUGUAAGAUGCCCCAAAUAGUCGAUCAUAAUCCCAACACAAAAUGCCCCAGAAUGGUGGAUCAUAAUCCCAACCAGAUCUGCCACAUCUCUCAUUUCCACCUAGCUGAGCUUCAGUGAUGGUGGUAGAAGACACGCUGGGCACUCUGGAAAUGACACAUAAUUUGGAUCUUUCCUGUAAGUGCAAGUGGCUUCUUUCUAUUCUUUAUAGAGCAAUCACUGCCCUUUCUGCUUGGUCUUGAAUAUGGGAGAUUUUUUGGUGGGGGGGCAGGAGUUAAUUUGUGAGGUGGCACUAGGUGAAUGAAUAUUUUUAUCUGCAUCUCAUGUGCAAAAUGCCAAAUUAACAGCCUUGCUCUGAUCCAGUGAAGUGCAUGUGGAACAGCCAAAGCUGUAUACCAAGUCCUUCUAGACAAAUAAAGCUUUAAUUCAGCUGCUAAGCUGUUUGGCAGGAAGAGGGGACAAUUCAGCCCCGAAUUCCCACUCUCAAACAGCUGAUUACUAGACUCGGCUACUGGAUCAGAGGGGGGAACCAUAUGCACAGAGCACCUAGUUGGGCACAUGGUUCUCCAGAGAUCCACCAGCCAGCCAGGGAUCUGUGUACGGAAGCCUUGUUUCCAUCCUCAUGCUCUUAGCUGGACAAUCUACAUCCUUGAGAAAACCCCACACUUAAACCGUCAGAGAAGAUUAUAGACCAAUGCUGAUAUGUAAUAUGUUGCUGCCAAAUCUCUCCCACCCCCUCUUCCUUUUCACAGAGUAAUCAAACAUCUGUUGACUAUUUAAACAGUGCCCUCAGGUGCUUCUGAUACUUUACAUACUUUGACUUACAUAGCUUUUCCUGUAAAGUAAAGUUUAUAUAUGUAAACUAAUUUUUAAAAAACACAGAAUUGUCAUAAAACCAUGUAUUCAAUUGAAAGCUGCUUUCUGUUCAAAAGUCUGACUGAAAAUUGCAUAGGAAAUAAAAUGAACCAGUGGGAAUGCAGGAAAGUUCAUGUAAAGUUGGGGAGGGGGCCUAUUUAUAUUUUCACAAACAUCUAGAAGUAAAUACAUGGCAACAGUUUGCUGUUUAUAUAAAAUAGUGUGUGAAUAUGUAUUAUAUAUAUACACAUGCGCGCACACACACAGAUUUUUCCAGUGAGUCUACAAUUCUUUCACCAACCGUAAAAUGGUUUCCCAAAACAUUUUCCAGACCAUUGUUACAUUUUUAAUAUUGUAUCAUAUGUUUCGCCUGUAAUAUUUUUUCAUUGCUCGCUUACGAGUAUCAGGCCAUUUUGUAAGCACAGUUGACAAGCAGAAAUAUUGAUGACAUGUCCCAGCAUAAUUCGUAUUACAGGGCUCUUGAAUUUGACUGCUUUGUGUAGUUUGAAACUUCACAGGAGAUGAUAUCUCCAGAAAUCAAUAAAAAUGUGUUAUUUAAGGUGGAAUGUUUUAUGAUUGUGUAUAUGGAUGUGAAGUAAAAUUAUUAGCCUUAACUUAAAAACCUUUGUGUUUCAUGGUGUUCAUUUUGGUACUGGUGAAUUAGUCACUGGUCAGUUUAAAACAAAAAAGAAAAGGCACUUGUUUGAAAAUCCUACUUGAAAUAUGCCUGCAUGCUGCUGAACUAGAACUUUGAUUACUCCCCUAAUGUUUUGAAAAUCUGCUAACAGGUCCAAACUAAAAUGGGGUGUGCGUGCGUGUGCGUGUGCUGCUGCUGCUAUUCCUCCAAUGUACUGGUGUGGUAUCUUGUAUGAAUGAUCAUUUAAGUACAGUACAUUACUGUAGAAACAGAAUCAGUCUUUGACACAUCAAAAUACAAAAUGAGAAGUACCAUAAUCAACAUUGUAAAAUAUGUUAAUAAAAGUCUACUGUCAAUA